AUGAGAAUGAUGAAACCAUUGGCUUUAUUCAUUCUCAUCUUGUGCACUAUCCAACCAAACAAUGCUGAAGAUCUAAUAGAAGAAACUUGCCAUAGGUCUCCUUAUUAUUUUUCCGAAUGUGUUAAUUACGUAAAAUCCUGUCCUCCACCUGGUCCAAAAAAUUCCAUUGAGGUAGCAAUAAGAUUGUUUGAUAUAAUGAGAGACAAAGCACUGACUACCUCAAUCAGAAUUGUUCAUCUUCUUGCAGCCCGUGUUGGCACUCCUGAAUAUCAAGCACUAGAGCUAUGUGCUACUUCAUACAAAGAAAUUGCAGUAGCUGAUUAUCGACUAAUCCGUGCAUCUUUACCCAGAGGAGAUCAUAAAGUUACAUAUGAUACUGCAAUUAACGUAUUAAAAAAAGUUGAGAAAUGUGAGGCGACUUUACGUGAGAAAUCUGGUGGUCGCACACCAACACUCCUCACUAAAGAGAACAAUGAGACGACAGUUGUAGUAGUCAUUGCAUCCUAUAUUGUCAAAUCAUUUCUGUAA
This is a messenger RNA of Vicia villosa (hairy vetch), 528 nucleotides long. RefSeq lists its product as uncharacterized. The transcript has a single exon. The coding region runs from base 1 to 528 and encodes 175 amino acids. Gene Ontology annotation, molecular function: enzyme inhibitor activity. Lineage: Eukaryota; Viridiplantae; Streptophyta; Magnoliopsida; Fabales; Fabaceae. The record is from RefSeq and is a predicted model, not a curated record.